AUGCUCCGCCCUCCCGCUGAGUACGCCGCCGCCUCGUCGACGCUCGACGGCGUAACGGACGCUGAGUUUGCACGUGCGUGGGCGGCGGCCUCUUCGAAUGGCUUCCACCAUGUGGGCACCGACGGCAGGGAGCGCUUCCUGCUGUACGCGCACCUCUCCGUCCUCAACCACUCGCAGGCGCGCGCCGCCGAGCGGACGACCGUCUACGCCAUACGAGAUGUAACCGCCGGAGAGGAGCUCUGUAUCUGCUACUUGCCUGACGCUCUGCCCUGCGCGCCGCCGCCGCUUCGCCGCGCCUUCCUGCGUCACCGCUUUGAGUUUGAGUGUGAGUGCCCGCGCUGCGCCGGCCGAGCGUGCGACGCGGACGGACGGGACGUGCGUGGGCAGCUCGACGAGCGCAAGCGGCUGAUCGGCCUGCAGCUCAAGGAGUACUCCUCGUUUGACGAAGCGCUCGCGGCGACGGACGCUUUCAUGGCCGAGCAUGCGCCUCGCCUCGCGACGACGCACUGGAUGCGGCACCAGCGCAGGCGAGCACGUGACCUGAGGAGCACGUGA
Molecule: messenger RNA, 555 nt
Organism: Emiliania huxleyi CCMP1516
Lineage: Eukaryota; Haptophyta; Isochrysidales; Noelaerhabdaceae
Exons: 4
Coding region: 1-555 (184 amino acids)
Cellular component (GO): nucleus
Source: RefSeq, a predicted model, not a curated record